GCUGCCGCGGCCCUGACGAGCGGUGCCGUUUGCUUCCCCUUCGGCCAAGUGCAGGGAGCGGGCGGCGGCGGGGAGCGGCGCCGGGCAGGAGGUGCUGCCGCCGCCCUGAAGUCGCGGCGGCCCCGAGGAGCGGGCGAUGGAUGGGGACGGUGAGGCGGAUCUCUGCAACGACAAGGCGGUGCCGCGGUGGAAGAGGAGGUCGAUCCCCCGGCCGCAGCCCCGCGCCUGGAGCAAACCCCGGCCCCAGUCGUACCAGAGCCCCAACGGGGUGCUUUUCACCGACUUUCCCGUGGAGGACAGGUGCACCUUCACCGUGACUCAGCCUGCCGGCACCGUCAGCACCUGCCCGGGCAGCGGAGCGCUCCGAAGGGGCCCCUCGUUUUUCAGUUCCAGCAUGGGAUCGGUGUCCAACGGGAAGGUACGGCCUCCAGCCUGUAAAGCGGUCUCCCCCGAGCUGUCUCCUGAGCGGUCCUCCCAGGUCCUCGCUCUGGUUUCGAACAGUUCUGUCGGUUUUACUGCCAACGGCACCAUUACCUCACCAGGAAGCCAGCUGGGUCAUCCCCUGCGGAUUUCCAGUCAGUCAGCACUUACACCGCAGCAAGAGCAGAUUGUUUUUACAGCCAGCCCUCAGCCCUCACCUCCUGGAAAGGCACCUUCCUCCAGUAACAACGACGCGGCAGCGCUGCCCUUGCAAUGCAGCCGGGUUUCCAAAAUACCAGAAAAAGUGCCGCCGGGGUCCCCCAUGGUUUCCCAGGCGAUGUCCCCAGAGCAAGGCGUAACUCCUCACAGGCCGGCGUCCCCUCAGGACCAGCCCGUGGAGCAGCAGCCCGUGGUCCUGAGCACUAACAGCCCCGCCGCUCUCAAAGUGGGCACGCAGCAGAUCAUUCCCAAGAGUUUGGCUUCCGAAAUAAAGGUGACGAGCAAAGCCAACAGCCAGAACGCGGAGACGAGCAAGAGGGUGCUGAAGGUCCGCAGCAUGGUGGAGAGCCUCAGCGUGCCUUUGGUAGCCGAUGUUGAGGAAGAGGCCGAGGGCGACCUGGACAGCCCAGGGACCCUGAGGCGAGGCCUGAGGUCGACGUCCUACCGCAGAGCGGUGGUGAGCGGCGUGGACUUCGACGGCUCUUCUAAUUUUAAGAAAAAAAACAGAAUGUCGCAGCCCAUACUUAAAGCAGUUGUUGAAGAUAAAGAGAAAUUUUCGAGCCUGGGGAGGAUAAAGAAGAAAACGCUGAAAGGACAAGGGACUUUUGAUGGGGAAGAAAAUGCUGUAUUAUAUCAGAACUAUAAAGAAAAAGCUCUGGACAUAGAUUCUGAUGAAGAGUCUGAGCCCCGAGAGCAGAAAUCGGAUGAAAAGAUUGUUUUUCACUAUAAGCCCCUGAGAUCAACAUGGAGUCAGCUGUCCGUUGUAAAGAAGAAUGGAUUAUCGGAAGCGAUCAGCCAGGAAGAAAGAAAAAGACAGGAGGCGAUAUUUGAAGUGAUAUCUUCUGAGCAUUCAUAUUUGCUGAGCUUGGAGAUUCUGAUCCGGAUGUUUAAAAAUUCCAGGGAACUGAGCCUCACAAUGACCAAAACGGAGAGCCAUCACCUUUUCUCCAAUAUCACGGAUGUUUACGAAGCAAGCAAAAAGUUCUUUAAAGAACUUGAAGCAAGACAUCAGAACAACAUCUUUAUUGAUGAUAUUAGUGAUAUAGUUGAAAAGCACACUUCUUCAACAUUUGAUCCGUAUGUAAAAUACUGCACCAAUGAAGUCUAUCAGCAGCGAACACUGCAGAAAUUACUAGCCACAAAUCCAGCAUUUAAAGAGGUGUUGUCACGGAUCGAGUCCCAUGAAGAUUGCCGGAAUUUACCAAUGAUCUCUUUCCUCAUUCUUCCCAUGCAGAGAGUUACUCGUCUUCCCUUACUGAUGGAUACUAUUUGUCAGAAAACUCCUAAGGAUUCAGCAAAAUACGAGAACUGCAAGCAAGCUCUGAAAGAAGUGAGCAAGCUGGUGCGUUUAUGCAACGAAGGUGCUCGGAAAAUGGAACGGACAGAAAUGAUGUACACAAUUAACUCCCAACUGGAAUUUAAAAUCAAGCCAUUUCCAUUGGUUUCCUCUUCACGAUGGUUAGUGAAAAGGGGCGAAUUAACAGCAUAUGUAGAAGACACUGGACUUUUUUCUAAAAGAACUUCUAAACAGCAGGUGUACUUCUUCUUCUUUAAUGAUGUCCUCAUUAUCACCAAGAAGAAGAGUGAAGAGAGUUACAAUGUCACAGAUUAUUCUUUAAGGGACCAGCUGGUGGUACAACAAUGUGACGGUGAGGACCUGACUUCGUCUCCUGUAAAGAACGCUUCAAAUAUGCUCUACUCGCGGCAGAGUUCUGCAGCUCACCUCUUCAGACUAGCGGUCCUCAGUAACCAUGCAGGAGAGAAGGUGGAGAUGCUCCUGGGAACAGAGACUCAGAGUGACAGAGCUCGCUGGAUUACAGCGCUUGGACAGGACAGAGACCGGCAGAAAACGGACAGGACAACUUUGACUCAGGUAGAGAUCAUCAGAACUUACACAGCAAAGCAGCCAGAUGAACUGUCUCUUCAAGUUGCUGAUGUUGUUUUGGUUUAUCAAAAAGUAAAUGAUGGUUGGUAUGAAGGGGAACGAUUGCGGGAUGGCGAAAGAGGUUGGUUUCCUAUGGAGUGUGCUAAAGAAAUCACAUGUCGUGCCACGAUUGACAAGAACAUGGAACGGAUGGGACGCUUACUUGGACUUGAAACCAACGUGUAGACCGUUUUUGCUUCUUCAUAUUAUACUACAGGAUUUGCACUAACUGCAAAGGGUUGCAUGCCCUUCAGCUCUUGCAUGGAAGAUGUGGGUCACCAAUGCAAAAAAUCUAGUUCACAGAGCACUGAUGUGUCGGAUACUCAUCCCUUUUUGUUUUGCGUUUUGAGAGCUCUGAACUGAAACCUGGCUUGACCAGUAGCAGAUUUCAACUAGAAGUAGUUUCUUAGGCACUGGAGAUCAGCCGUGCAUCUUUUUGACUCAACUUUAGUUCCUCCAUCCCUGCCUCUUUAUGUAUUCUUUCUCCAGCUGUUUUUGAGCAUUUUCACUUUUUCAGAAGCAGAACUCUGUGUAGCAGUCUGUGUAGGAGACUGAACACCAGAAACUCUCCCAGUCCAUUGAGCUGGAGGUGAAUAGCAAUAUUGAGGGUUUCCUGCUCCUAAGAAACUGCAGUGUUACAUUCCCAGUACGAGCGAGUAUGUUAAUGGGAUACCUCCCAGUUGUGUCAAAAUCUGUGUGUAACCUGAACUAGAAUAACCAACCCUGUAAUUCAUAAAGGCCUACCUCUCCAGCACAAAUCCAGGGACAUCCCAGGCUUUGUAAGAAGUAACUAGAUCUCUAAUCAAUGUUAGUAAAGCUGACAUAAGCUCCAGGGAAGAAUCCAGAGAAGUGCCUCCAGUGGUGGUGGUCUCUAAUACAGUGUGUUACUCAUUCAGGCAGCUCAGACUUUCUCUCCUUCUAGUGCUGCAGUGGUGAAAGGAUUUCUGAAAGCAAGAAAGAGGUGCCAAACUCUGCAAAAUAUAUGACGUUGAUUAUCUUGUUCUCAGAUCCAUUUUAGCACAGGUAUUUUAAAGGAGUAUAGCUGCUGGAAAUGUGUCCAUUUUGUUUCUGUUUUCCUCAUGUUUAACUAGGUCUUCAUAUUAAGUUAGUGCUUUAGAGCAAGGGCUUUGAUGAGGACUGCAGAAAACAUGAAAUACUUUGUUCUGAGUUUGGGGGUUUGUUUUGGUGUGGGUUUUUUUAGUCUUUCUUUCUGCUCUUCUGUACUAGAGGAGAUAUUGAUUAUUUCCUUCUGUGGAGGCAAAAAGUUCAGCUGAACUUCAGUUUACCUACAUCUUUAGCAUUUGUUAGCAUCCUGUUGAAUCCACAGGGCAAAAAAAGAGGGAGAAGUAAGACCUGUAGCAUUCUGUUAAGAUGCCAGGUCCUCUCAUCUCCAUUGUAUAUAUAAAUGGUAAGACCACCACUGAGGAAAGACUUUGGAAGCAAAUAGCUCCGCACCUUGAUUAACUUGGUGUUUUGUUAUCUUUGCCUUCCCCUGCUGCUGUGUGACUUCAUGUCAUUUGAUGCUUCAGGCAAGAGAUAAGGAGGGAAGGGAGGGCGAGAGAGUGAUAGGUACAAUAGUACUCGGACCUUGCUUUCAGAGGAGCUCACAUUGGUGCUGCUUCACACAUGCUCUUCUCUGCUUUAGAGAAGACUUUUCACAAUUGCACUACACACAACACCUGCUAAAUUUUGGCAGCUGCAGUUUAGCUUUGGAAUUUCACAGAAAAAACCAACCACUUACAUAAUGUUGUGUGAACAAAAUGCACUCAAAAAUGAAGUAAAUUUCAGUGCAUCUUUUCUGUACAUAGCUGUGGCAGUUUGUAUUAUAAAAAUCUUCACCUUUUUAAAGACCAGCUGAUAACUCAGCAGAAUAGAAUACAUGCUCAAUAAAAAUGAGGGAAAAACUUGUAGUACAAAGGCUUUCUUCUUGUUGCAUUCCCCAUCUUUUUUAAAGGGGGUGUAUGUUGUUUUAUAUACAGUAAUAUGUUGAUUCAAUUUGUGAAUGAAUUGGAUGUUUAUAAAGAUAUAUCUCUGUAACAAUUUAAAAUAUAUUAGGAAGGCAGUAAUUUUGUACAAAAAUACUUUCCUUGACAGUCUGACAGUGGUUAUACAGCCUUGUAAAUUAAUUUAUAAGUGGACUGAUAAAAUAGUAAUGAGAGAAACUUGUAAAUUGAACAAAGACUUAUUUAACAUAGUAAAAAUACCGCUAAUAUUUUAACAAAUUUUAUUGUAUGUAGGCAGAUGUUUAACACAUAACUGAAUGUAUAAAUCCAGACAUUAAUUUUAUUCAGAUUUUUUUAAUACAUUGUAUAUAUUUUUCAUACCUAGUUUUUCCAAAAAUGCUGUAAUGUUUUUUAAAGACAUUUUUCAUUUUUGCUAUUGUUGGACACAGUUCUUCCAGAAUUAGACUUCUAUGAUUUUAUAGAACAACAAUCAAUAAAAUGCCUUUAAAU
Molecule: messenger RNA, 5016 nt
Organism: Gymnogyps californianus (California condor)
Lineage: Eukaryota; Metazoa; Chordata; Aves; Accipitriformes; Cathartidae
Gene: ARHGEF26
Product: Rho guanine nucleotide exchange factor 26
Exons: 14
Coding region: 137-2749 (870 amino acids)
Biological process (GO): activation of GTPase activity
Molecular function (GO): protein binding; guanyl-nucleotide exchange factor activity
Source: RefSeq, a predicted model, not a curated record